Microthlaspi erraticum is the source of this 1119-nucleotide messenger RNA. NCBI's taxonomy places the organism in Eukaryota, Viridiplantae, Streptophyta, Magnoliopsida, Brassicales, Brassicaceae. The record is from the annotation of a GenBank genome assembly.
AUGACAAGCUCCUCGACAUCAAAUGGAGGUUACUACGACUUUGACGGCAACAUGCCGAAAGACGCUCAUCAACUGAUCGAGUCAAAAACCCUGCAUGAGCGCCUUCAUCAUAAGAUCUUCCAAUACCAGUCCAUUAUUCUAUGCAGAAACGGAAUCAACUGCCGCUACAUAGCACCGAUGGGCAUUCACCUAGACUAUCCAUUUGCUCAUCUCUUCAGAAUCGAAAACACAAACAUGCCCAAAGAAGUCUAUGCUUCCUUUGGUACCUCUGUUCAGUCACCAACGGCAUCACAUUCGACAUUAGAUGGCUCUACCAACACAUUAACGCAUAACAAGGUCAAAGAAACCAAAACAACCUUAAUCCUUUUUUUCAACCCUCACACCAUAUACUUCUUCCACCGUCCUGUCCAAGUCAACACCAAGUCAAUCAAACUGCAUGUGUUACCCACGCUCAUCCACCAUAAAGACUAUCAAAGAGGAAUCCGACCCGACUUCAACCUCCAUGACACCAAACCAUACGAAGACUUUCAAGCCCACGCAUUUCGCCUUAACAACGCUAGACAAACAUUCCCAAUACUGUUCAACUACAGCUGGUCCUAUUACCCAUUCGACUACCAGAUGAGCCUUGACGAAGACCUUCAAUACUUUAUGGAAAGUAAACAGACAGGGGCAGCAACACAGAAAACGAUGAAGCAUAACUUUCCAGAGACCGUAGAACAAGAACCGACGUCUCAACAUGUACAACAGGAAUACUUCCAAGAUGCACAACUUCCGGACGACGAGAUAAAUAUCGACGAGAUAGGAAGAAAAUUCAACAUUGACGUCAAUACAAAAUCAGAAGAAGACUUUGAAGAACCGGAAGAAGAGUAUGAAUGUCCAGAUGAUCACUAUGGCUGCUGCGACAAGCACAUCAUCCAGUUCGAAAUGGAUCACUCAAUAAAAUAUCUAAGGAAUAAAGCGGGCUCUUGUGCAUAUUGCAAAGCUGCAAACAAGGGAGAUUCCUGCAGAGAAGAUGGAGGGUUACCAAGAGCGAAUUCCCAGUACAUCAUGGCGCUUCAAGAAGGACCAUCAACCUCAAGAGCGGAGAUGCUUCAGCAAUUAACUUUGAUCAGGUUAUGA